Messenger RNA from Cucumis sativus (cucumber), 2453 nucleotides. RefSeq names its product electron transfer flavoprotein subunit alpha, mitochondrial-like. The annotation marks the transcript as partial. The record is from RefSeq and is a predicted model, not a curated record. Lineage: Eukaryota; Viridiplantae; Streptophyta; Magnoliopsida; Cucurbitales; Cucurbitaceae. The transcript has 15 exons. Gene Ontology annotation, cellular component: mitochondrion. Gene Ontology annotation, molecular function: flavin adenine dinucleotide binding; malate dehydrogenase (decarboxylating) (NAD+) activity; electron transfer activity.
CUGGAUGGAGCAGUGCCGCAUUCCUCUUUCAAACCUCCAUUGAACCAUUCUCUCCUCCGCCCACCCUCUUCUUCUAAACACUAUUAUUAUUCAUUUCAGAGAGAGGAGAGAGUAUCCCUCAUCCAUCAACAUGAUUGCUCGAACUCUAUUCACUGCUUUCAAGACAUCCAUUCUUCCAUCCUCUUCCUCCCAAUUGCUCCCCUCUUCUCCUCCUCACCUUGUCGAUCUGUCACCACCUUGGUUUUGGCGGAACACGAUUCCGGUUCCAUCAAUGCCGCUUCCCUUAGCGCUAUAGCGGCUGCCGCUUCCCUUAGCGCUAUAGCGGCUGCCGCUUCCUUGAGCACUCACACUUCCAUUUCCCUCCUCUUGGCGGGCUCUGGGCCUUCGCUUCAUCAAGCUGCUCAACAUGCUGCCUCUUGCCACCCAUCUAUUUCUCAGGUGCUUGUUGCUGAUUCUGAUAAAUUUACAUACCCCUUGGCAGAACCUUGGGCUCAGUUAGUCCAAUUGGUUCAACAGAAGAAUGGGUUUUCUCAUGUAAUUGCGGCUUCAGGUUCUUUUGGGAAAAACAUUCUUCCACGCGCUGCCGCUCUUUUAGAUGUUUCUCCGGUUACGGAUGUCGUAGCUAUAUCUGAAUCUCGACAAUUUGUGAGGCCCAUAUAUGCUGGCAAUGCGCUUUGUACAGUUAGAUACACAGGAGCUGACCCUUGUAUGUUGACCAUAAGAUCUACAUCAUUCCCAGUGCCUGCAAGAUCUGUUGAGUUGGCAUCAAAUAAGUCCGCUAUAUCUCAGGUUGAUCUCUCAAUGCUUGGUGGAGAUUCUAUUGGAAAAUCUAGAUACGUAAAGCAAACAUCUCCGGAAGCAGAACGUCCUGAUCUUGCAAAUGCACGUGUUGUUGUCACUGGAGGACGUGGUUUGAAAACCGCUGAGAACUUCAAAAUGAUUGAGAAGCUUGCCGAGAAACUUGGUGCUGCAGUUGGUGCCACACGUGCUGCUGUUGAUGCUGGAUUUGUUCCCAAUGACCUUCAGGUUGGACAAACUGGUAAAAUUGUAGCACCAAAACUAUAUAUGGCUUUUGGUGUAUCAGGAGCCAUUCAACAUUUGGCAGGAAUCAGAGAUUCUAAGGUUAUUGUGGCUGUGAAUAAAGAUGCAGAUGCACCAAUUUUUAAGGUUGCUGACUAUGGAGUCGUUGGGGAUCUGUUUGAGGUUAUACCCAAGUUGCUUGAAAAGCUUCCUGAAAAUGGAAGUCGUAUUCUUGGCCUUGGUGACCUUGGAGUUCAGGGAAUAGGAAUACCUAUAGGAAAGCUGGAUAUGUAUGUUGCUGCUGCUGGCAUAAACCCUCAAAGAUGAAAGAGGCACUAUCGGCAAUGACAUGUACAUGUGAUUUUAAGCAAGAACCAGGAGAGUGAGAGUUUACUGUGCCGUGUUUAGAAUUUGCUGAUAUCUUUUUCCCGUUCAAGCAAGUAUUCCUGAUAGUGGGGAUUCUUCCAGUAAUGCUAGAUAUUGGUUCUAACAACGAGAAGUUACUUAAUGAUCCUCUUUGAAACGGAAAGAGCAAAGUUGACAGAGUUGGAUGAAAGGACUAUAUAUGAGGUAAGAAGGUUCUGGUAUUGGAAUUAUCUUUACAGAACCUCCCGAAUAAUUGCAGUGAAGAUGAUUUGCUCUACACCCUAACACAUUCUCUGGUAUUUUAAUUUUAUUGCUGUACAUUACAUACAAUCUUCAUUUUUCUUGGCUCUGCUGUAAGUGGUGUUUCUUCUAUUAUGGAUUUGUAUUAUACAAGACUGCCAUAUUAAGUCAUUGAGUUAUGAAAAUUAGAAACAUAUCAUUUGUAGGAGAGAACAUGAUCAUUCUGAAGCUGAAAGAGCUCAGCAAAUAAAACAUUUGCAUGAACUUGAAGAACACAUUCAUGAGAAAGAGCGGCAGCUUCUUGAGUUACAGAAGCAGAUUCUUGAUGCAUUUUCAAGUUGUUACUCAUAUGCUAACAAGGUCAUACAACUAUCUUUUUUCAACACUAAUUCUCAAGCUGUGAUGCUGCUAUUCAUGUGAUUGUAAAAAUAGAAAGUGUAUACUCCAUACCAAAUUUGCAUUCAAUUAUUACAGCUUCUGAUGGGGCAAUGGUUGUCAGAGGUGAUCUUGGUGCAGAACUUUUUAUUGAAGAGGUUCCUCCUGUAGUUAACUUUUUCAAUAAUAAUAAUAUUAAAAAAAGAAGCGAUCCUUUGGGUACCUUAGAUAACUUUUUUAAUUAUCUUAAAUUCAUGUCUUUUUUAAGCUUAUGCAAAAUUGGGAAGUUUUAGUUUCAUGUUUAGAUAUAUAUACAUGUUAGGACGAAUCAUAAUGAAAUUCAGCAUUUGGGUUGUUUGCUUUUGACUAGUCUGAAUGGUGUGGUUUAGCUUGUUUGGCUCAAUCAAAAGAUUAUUAAGAACUUGUUUAAUCAAGCUAAUUUUUUUGUUGUU